Messenger RNA from Frankliniella occidentalis (western flower thrips), 1431 nucleotides. Its product is annotated as leucine-rich repeat-containing protein 28. Gene Ontology annotation, molecular function: protein binding. NCBI's taxonomy places the organism in Eukaryota, Metazoa, Arthropoda, Insecta, Thysanoptera, Thripidae. Bases 1 to 1341 code for a protein of 446 amino acids. The record is from RefSeq and is a predicted model, not a curated record. The transcript is spliced from 4 exons.
AUGGAGGAACUAGCUGCAGAAAUAAUGGAGAAACAUAUUUUACACUGGAACUGUCGGGGAUUUACGGAUCUCCCGGAGGAACUGAAGACUGCUGGACACCAACUACAAGAAAUUUAUCUUAAAUGGAAUUGCCUCGUGAGCUUACCCAGCUGGAUAACAAAUUUCAAGAAUCUGACAAAUUUGUAUCUUCAAUACAAUCAAAUAGAAAACUUGCCAGAUGAGCUGAGUCAAGUCUCAAAGCUCAAGGUCUUGGAUGUUUCAAACAAUAAAAUACAAGUUCUGCCAAGAGGAAUUGGUUGUCUAUCACAUUUGACUCAUCUACUAGCUUCUGACAAUACCUUAAAGUUCAUCCGUUGUGAAUUUCAGAUGCUGAAACUGCUGCAAGUUUUAGAUUUAAGAAAUAACAGCUUACAAAAUCUUCCUGAAGAUAUAUUAGAAUGUCAAGCACUGGAAGAAAUUGCCCUGGACAACAAUAAUUUGACUAUGUUACCUGACAAUAUUGUUUAUCUUCCUCUAUUAGAGAAUCUUUCAGUUUGCGGAAAUAAUCUCCUCUACUUGCCUCUCCAACCAUUUAUGUCAAACCCAACUUUUACUUUUGAAAAUAAUUUUAAUUUAAACUAUAUAUCGCUAUGGCUUGGACAGCAAAUCUCAUUUAACAACACGAGAGAAUUUAAUGACAAUGCAUGGAAUUUAUUGGGUGCACAGGGGUAUGUUUUGAAAUUACAGGAGGGAAAGGUCUCAACAUGUACUUACUACAAUGUUUUGAUAAAAAUUACUGUUCACAGGUGUUUUGAUAGAGAGAGUGUUCCUAUAAUGAGACAUGCGGAUAUAAUAGUAAAAGAAGAAACAUCAAAUAUACCUCUAACACUCCCACUUUCUUUGAAAAACAUAACAACUGGUCCUAACAACCAACCUUUAGUACCCUCGCUACUAGAGCUUGCUCUACGAGUGUCCUACAAUUUAGGCCAUCACCAGUUUAUUGAAAAAGAAGAGAGUCAUUGUGGUAGUAUAACUUACAGGUUGAAGAGGUGCAUCUUCAACAAUCCGGAUUACAAAUCUCUUCCUUUGGUCCUGCAGCAUAGGUUGAAAGUUGGCCCAGUAGGACUCUGUUACUGUUGCCAGGGUCCUGUAUUUACCUAUGGAAUCAUCUGGGUGAUCCUUAAAGACUAUUAUUGUGAAAGUUCAGCAGUCCGUCAGUUGUCUAAUGUCUUGUCAAUUGCUGUGUUUUGUUCAGUUUUGUGUAGUGUGUCUUAUUCCAAUUGGGAAAGACAAAGUGACAUUCAAUGGAAGUUGGAGCCACGGAAGUUGACUUGGUUUUGUGAAAAACGACAAAAAAAUUGAAUACAUAGGUUGUUUCUACUUUUUUUCUCGUUUCAUUUAAGGCUCAUCAUAUAAUUAUUGGUUUGAAAAUAAAAAAGGUUAAUCAUCAAA